AUGGAGGCUAGCAAGGAAGAAGGCGAAAAUCCCCAGCAAGAUUUUGCUUUCAGCAUUGAUCAUUGCUCCGAUAUCACAACCCACACCUUUAACAUCAGAGCUGCAAUGGUCUUAAGACACAGCAUCAAGGAACUGUACGUCAAGCUUAACCUGAUCAUAAAUGGGAAGACCGUCUUAACCUACUCGGAGACACUUUGUGAGCCGGGUCUUUCUAAGCUUAUUUUCUGUGGAAAGAAGAAAGGAGAACAUCUCUACUAUGAGGGACCAGUCACAUUGGGAAUCAAAGAAAUCCCACAGGGAGAUUACACUAUUUCAGCAAAGCUGACUAAUGAAGAUCACGUCACUGUUGCUUGUGCCGAUUUUACUGUGAAAAAUUAUUUAGAGUAUUAUUAGCAACAAACCGAUUUCAUGAAAGCUACAGACUACCAAAGCUAUUCCAGCCAAGUGAGCUGCUUGCAUGCUACAGUGAUUCUAAAGGAAAUAAUCCCCACAUGGUGGUUCUGAUGCUAUUCCUCUUUAUAAUUCACUGUUUUCAAGAAGUCACUAGACCCUCUAGUGGUAAUUUUAUCUCUAAAUGCACACUGUAGCCCACUUUUUGCUUCUAAUAUAUACAGCUGCAAGUAGAAAGUAUCUGAUACCAACAUUUUCAUCUUAGGAUGAAAAUGGCAUGAGGCAGAACCAGCAAGAGGCUAAACAUUUUUUUUUUUUCAGUAAGUUAUGGAGGUAUCCAUUUUUAACACAGACUAAGGAUGACUUUUACAUGUAUCACAUAUUCUGCAAUUACAGCACUCAACAUUUUUAAUCUUCCCUGGGGCCUGUCUGGAGCCUCCACUAGUAUAGAUUUUGUUAUAACCACAGAACAAAGACCAAAUAGGAUGAACACACCUUUUUUCUAGUUAUUCAUGUCCUGUCACUAGAUUCAUAUCACUUGAGUCUUCUGGAGUCUACCUGGAAUAAUUUGCUCUUUAAUGUCUUUUAAGUGGUAUGUGAAUCAUUCUGUACCUAAGCUAUGUGCUUUUCUUGCUUCUCAAUAAAUUC
Molecule: messenger RNA, 1038 nt
Organism: Balearica regulorum gibbericeps (East African grey crowned-crane)
Lineage: Eukaryota; Metazoa; Chordata; Aves; Gruiformes; Gruidae
Source: RefSeq, a predicted model, not a curated record